This is a messenger RNA of Myotis myotis, 2263 nucleotides long. RefSeq names its product transmembrane protein 18 (gene TMEM18). Lineage: Eukaryota; Metazoa; Chordata; Mammalia; Chiroptera; Vespertilionidae. The transcript has 5 exons. Gene Ontology annotation, cellular component: nuclear membrane. The record is from RefSeq and is a predicted model, not a curated record. The coding region runs from base 392 to 868 and encodes 158 amino acids.
CCGGGUCGGGGCAGGGCGUGGAUCCGAGCACAGGGGGGCAUCGGGCCGUGGGGUGAGGACCUGGCCAGCGUGGAGUUGCGCAGACCUGGGCUCGCAGCACUGUUUGCAGGCUGGGGCAGGGCGAAAGGAAAAGCAAGUCUUGCCGUAGGGAUGGCUCGGAUUUCUCAAGGCCUUAAUCCUGGGUUAGGGGCUUGAAAUAGGGGUCUUGAGGGAGAGUAACCAAGUGCAUCUCCUGAACAAGCCACUAACUUCCUCCUCCCUCCUGGGACAGUGACCCUUAGGGUCCACUCGUCUCACAGUGUGACAGCUCCACAAACCCCAGGGCCGGCCAGGAGGCCACCCCUCUGUGCUCCAGCAUUAGACCCUGAAUUCCUCUCCGGACCCUGGGGCCAUGGUAGCCACGGAGGGGUCCCGGUUCCCUCCUUCCCUUCCCGCACCCUCCCCCUCUUCUGUGAGGCCCGGGGUCGGGGGCCUCUGGACGCCUUGCGCAGUAGCCCCAGAACAGAUAGACUGGACGGAGCCCUGGCUCCUCGGCCUGGUCGUCUUCCACGCGCUCUGCCUGCUGCUCACCUGUGUGUCCUCCCGGCGAUACGAACUGCAGGUCGGGCACUUCCUGUGCCUCGUAACCUUGGUCUAUUCUGCCGAGUACAUCAAUGAAGUGGCCGCCAUGAACUGGAGGUCGUUUUCGAAAUACCAGUAUUUCGACUCGAGGGGGAUGUUCAUUUCCCUGGUGUUUUCGGCGCCGCUGCUCCUCAACGCCAUGAUCAUUGUGAUCAUGUGGGUCCGGAAGACGCUGACUGUGAUGGCCGACCUCAAGGCCCUGCAGCAGCAGGUGAAGGAGCGGAGGAAGAGGAGGAAGGAGGAGUAGAGGUGCAGCGGCCGCGGCGUUCCUGGAGCUGUCCCGUCGCCGUCUUGAGAACUAAGUGCUGGCGUGGCCGGCCCGUCCCAGCAGCCACCGUCGUUUGUAAAGAUGGCUUUCACCGCGACACUACUUUGUCUGCAGCUAAUUAUGCUCAGGUUGGCUCUGCGGUCGGUUAUGUGACCUGGGUUCCUGCAGGAGUUACGACGUGUAAUAAUCAUCCCCCACAAGUCACAGCGUCCAGGCUGUUACCUCGGUCGCCGGUGACCGGACACGCAGUGCCAGGUGGUCACGAGGCCCCGGCACGAAGCCCCGGGUGGUGGACGGAGCUGGGCCUUUGUGGAGCCGGCUCUCGGAGGAGUCACGUAGCCAGCUGGGAGCUGGUCCAGCCGCAGCACGAGUUGAAAGUCCCUGUCGCUACAGUGCAAUGCUGGUGGGACGAAGGCACCGGCAUUGGUGGGCCAGGGGUUCUUCACAGGCCGCUGCCCGGCUUUCUCCACCGGCAGAGAGUAGCGAGGCCACGGCCACAGCUGAGGCCCCGGGGUCUUCGGGGCCUUGGAGGUCAGCACAGUGGCCCCGCACAGACCGGACACUCGGGUCCUCAUAAGCCCCUGGUAUGAAGCUAAGUGUCCACACGUCUCAGCCCCUCUCCACACACUCCGGGGGGAUAAGGCCCCCGCAGUGCCGUCAGCCGCUGAGCGCCUGGGUGAUUAUUGACAGCAGGUGCCCCUUCAGAACAGUGUCACUCACGUCACAAACUAGCGGAUUUGAAAUAAAAAACCAACACAGCAGCCACCCACGCUGUAGAACACUCUCCCGUGUGUUCAAAACAAACACCCGCGGGCUGUGUCCUGGACGAGCCUCCAGUUACACUGAACAGAUAGCACUGAGCUAAGCAGUUCCCAGCGUGGCGGUGAUUGGUGUUAACUCCAUACAAAACGGUCAGGCUGAUGCACACGCCUGGGCACUGUCACGUGUCACCGCUUUCGCAGGUCCCCUGGUUCGCUCCCAGCGCGGUUGGCCCCAGGCGUGUGACACUGAGUGGUCACCGGCAGGGUGGGCGUCCUCCAUCAGCCCCCAGAUGGCCUUACCCCAAUGACAGCAGUGCCGAGGCAGAAACGGGGACCUUGAACGGGACCCUGGGAGCGAGGUCCUGACCGGACGCUACGUCUCAGCAUCCUGGACCCUUCCCGCGAGGCCGGGCCCUGGGAACGGGCUCUGUCCUGGGACGAAGCAGAACGGGGCUCCUUUGCUGCUCCUUUACGGUUUGAUUCCCUGUCAGGGCACAGGCCUGGGUCUCCGGCUCAAUCCCUAGUGGGGGGCGUGCAGGAGGCAGCCCAUCAAUGAUUCCCUCCCUCUCUGAAAUCAAUAAAGAUACAUUUUAAAAAAGAACUCAGUUUAUAC